ACGAAAAUGGAUUGUGAUGGUGGUGGAACCUCAGGCGACGAACAAUAUACUUCGGUAGACGCCAAGAAAAGAGAGAAGAAAAUUUGUCAUCGCCACACUCCUCAACAAUUCAAGAGACUUGAAGCGAGAAUCACAGUGACACAAGUUAUGCAAAUAGCUGAAUCUCGAGCUGCUCAUGAUGAAAGAUCUUCUAACAUAUUACUUCCUGGUGAAAACGAUAAGAUCCAAUGUGAGAAUGAACUUGUGGAGGUCCUUCUUUUGGUAGAGACGAACACAAACACAAUCUCCAAAAACUGCAUUUGGAAAACGCCUUCCUCAAAGAGAAGCAUGACGAACUCACCAACUUUGUAUCCUAGAACAAGCACCAAGAAACAAUGGUGGGCUCUUCCGCUUCUGCUGAGAGAUAGCAAAUCGUUGAAACUCGCAACUCGUACGGAGCUAAUUCAAGCAAUCUCUAGCUCCAGCCAGGUAGCUCAUUAG
This is a messenger RNA of Thlaspi arvense, 480 nucleotides long. The record is from the annotation of a GenBank genome assembly. NCBI's taxonomy places the organism in Eukaryota, Viridiplantae, Streptophyta, Magnoliopsida, Brassicales, Brassicaceae.